Letharia columbiana is the source of this 5037-nucleotide messenger RNA. RefSeq lists its product as uncharacterized. Lineage: Eukaryota; Fungi; Ascomycota; Lecanoromycetes; Lecanorales; Parmeliaceae. Gene Ontology annotation, biological process: phospholipid translocation; endocytic recycling; post-Golgi vesicle-mediated transport. Bases 1 to 5037 code for a protein of 1678 amino acids. The record is from RefSeq and is a predicted model, not a curated record. Gene Ontology annotation, molecular function: ATPase-coupled intramembrane lipid carrier activity; ATP binding; magnesium ion binding. Gene Ontology annotation, cellular component: plasma membrane. The transcript is spliced from 3 exons.
AUGGUCGCUGAUGAGCAUGAUGGGGCUGGCGAAGGAGGUGAUCGUUCUGAAGGAGAUUUGGCCGUUUCACAAGAAACAAAUGGGCAGCACCCCAGUCUCGCAGGCCAAUCAUCUCUACAGGCUCCUCCCUCGAUUACCACUUCAACUCUCUCCCCGUCAAGUGCCUCACAUUGCCUGACGAUCUCAUCUACCGACGCUGCCCACUUCACGGAGAAAGAUAAUGUGGCCGACGCUGAUGGCACGGACGAUGUACCAACCGCCGCAGGGAAGACAAUUGGGGAAGGAAGCAAGCACCGGCGGAAAUUCUCGGCAACUUCAAACUUGUCUGUAGACAUCCACGCGACGAGCAGGCAAGACAUAGUCCAAGAGCCGCCAAGGUCACUAUUAAGUCCUGUCUCACCAGAAACGCCACUACAACCACAUUCGCCGCUUUCCCCUUUGAGGUCACCUUCAUUAUCUCGGAGCCGGGACCGUGGGUUUUCUCUUCGCAGGGCGAUUCCGGCGCGCAAUAUUCAUGGACAGCCCGAGAGUAGCAGAUCUGCUAUGGAAUUACAACCAACGGCUGCAUCAGCAGUCCAGCAGGCUUCUACUGGCAGUGAUUUUGGCAAGAAGCCGGAGGCAACGAUCACCAUUUUACCAGACCUCGAGACAGGCGACGACAUGGAGACGCAUCCCCAGUCCAUCAAAAAGGCCCAUGAAUCACUGGAUCUACCACAUUACGAAACAUGGAUCAAAAGCAAAGCAGCUCAUACCGGGCUGCUGUCAAAACUCCGGGCCAUAAAAGGGAGAGUUCGCAAGAAGAUCCUUAAGAUUCAAGAGAUUCCUCCUUCCAAGGAUGGACGACAUAUUGACGUCGAUCCAACUCGGAGGGAGCCUCUUCUAGACGAACGCACUGGUCGGAGAUACAUGAAUAACACUAUCACGUCGAGCAGAUAUACGCUGUAUAACUUCUUACCUCGUCAAAUGUUUGCGCAAUUUUCAAAGUUGGCGAAUUUCUACUUUCUAUGCGUUUCGAUCCUGCAAAUGAUUCCUGGGUUAAGCACCACAGGAACAUAUACGACCAUCGUUCCCCUGGCAUUUUUCGUUACUAUCUCCAUGGCAAAAGAAGGAUAUGAUGAUUUGAGGCGCUAUAGGCUGGACAAGGCGGAGAAUAGAAAGACUGCGAUGGUUCUGCGUGGACACAAAGUCACUGCAACAAGUACAGACAACGUAGAUCGCAGCACCGCGACACCUGAUAAACGGGUUUAUUGGGCAGAAACCAAGUGGGAAGACAUAGGGAUCGGCGACGUUGUCAAACUAGCGCGAGACGAAGCAGCUCCGGCAGAUCUCACCGUAUUACAUACGAACGGGGCCGAGGAGGUGGCCUACGUGGAAACGAUGGCGCUGGAUGGAGAGACCAAUUUAAAGAGCAAACAAGCGUUGCCGCAGUUAGCUAGGUGUUGCAGAACUGUAGAAGACAUCGCCAGCUGCGAAGCUCACAUCGUCGUCGAAGAUCCAAAUCUAGAUCUCUACAACUUCGAGGGCAGAGUCACUGUUGGAGGCGAGACUCUUCCUUUGGCAAACAACGAGAUCAUCUAUCGAGGGAGCGUUCUACGAAACACAUCCGAGGCCAUUGCCAUCGUAGUUUACAGUGGCGAGGAGUGUAAGAUUAGGAUGAAUGCCACGAAGAAUCCUCGAAUCAAGGCUCCUGCUCUUCAAACUGUAGUGAACAAGGUUGUUGUCAUGCUUGUCGUUUUCGUGGUAGUUCUUGCGUUUUUCAAUUCGGCGGCGUACCAAAUCUGGCAGGAAACAACAGAAGAAAAGGCUUGGUACCUCACGAAUGCCGGCGUUGGCUUCUUCCCUAUUCUAGUGUCAUUCAUAAUUCUCUUCAACACGAUGAUUCCACUUUCCUUGUAUGUCAGCCUGGAAAUUGUCAAGCUAUUCCAAACGCUACUCAUGAACGACGUCGACAUGUAUGAUGAAGCCUCCAAUACCCCAAUGGAAGCGAGAACAUCCACGAUCAACGAGGAAUUGGGUCAAGUCAAUUACAUCUUCUCCGAUAAAACGGGUACCUUAACGAAUAAUUCGAUGCGGUUUCGGAAAAUGAGUAUAGCCGGUACAGCUUGGCUUCAUGAUCCAGACGUACAAGAAGAAGCCGUAAACGAGGGCACCCGCAAGCCAGCGCUUCAGAAAAGACACAGCAAAGGCAAGAAGCCUAUCAGACGAGGUAUCAAUAUAUCGACCUCCGGCGAAACAUCAGCGGCUCAAAGCAUGUCUCCUACCUCCUGCGGGUCGGCUGUUGUCCACAACAGCUCGACAAGACCUCGCUGGAAGGCGUCUGCCAAGACCCCUACAUCACAACCAGAGCUUGGCACAGCACAGCUAUUGCAGUACAUACAAUAUCGACCGUAUACUCUAUUCGCUUGGAAGGUCCGCUUUUUCCUGCUUUCAAUAGCUUUGUGCCAUACUUGUUAUCCCGAGAGGAAGCGGGAUGGCGAGAUCGAGUAUCAAGCCGCUUCGCCGGAUGAGCAAGCUUUGGUACGAGCUGCUCAAGAUCUUGGGUACAUUAUGAUUGAAAGACAAAAUUCAACAAUCACUGUCAAAAUGUUCCCUCAGGGCCCCGGCGACGAGCCUACGUUCGAGAUAUACCAAAUACUUGAUGUCAUCGAAUUCUCCAGCAACAGAAAGAGAAUGUCUAUUAUCGUACGCAUGCCCGAUCAUCGCAUAUGCGUUUUCUGCAAGGGAGCGGAUUCGACUCUCAUCCGCUUGCUGCGACUGUCUGGGCUCGCUCUUGCAAAGACGGUCGAGAUCGAGCAACGUGUCAGCAUGAGGCAUAGCCUUGAGGCUCAGGAGGUUCUCAGACGUGCAAGCGAAGCGAAUAGCCGGAAGGACAGCAUGACCCGAAAGAGCAUGAGCAUCCAUCGUCCCAGCCUCGGUGGCAUUACUCGCCCAAGCAUGACCGCUAAACGUCUUCAGCCAAUCCGUGAUGAACUUGAUGACUGGUUGAAGGAUCGUGAGACUGACGUGGACGUGUCUGCUGUCGAUAAUGGCAGCAUCUACUAUUCUCCCCGACCUUCGGCGCACUACGGUCCGACACAACGUCUCGCAAGUCUGGAUGGUAGACCAUCUUUUCGAGGAGAUGAUGCCGACGAGCUGGUAGAAGAGGCUUUGGUCGUCGAUGACGGGGCAGUACUGGAAAGGUGCUUUCAACAUAUCAACGACUUCGCCACAGAAGGUCUUAGGACUCUGCUAUACGCCUACAGGUAUAUGGAAGAGGAUGAAUACGAAUCUUGGAAGAAAAUCUAUCGUGAUGCCUCGACAAGUCUUGUCAACCGUCCUGAGAUGAUCGAAAAGGCAGGAGCCCAGGUGGAGAGAGACCUCGAGCUGGCAGGAGCGACCGCGAUUGAAGAUAAACUACAAAAAGGCGUACCUGAAGCUAUCGAAAAGCUCCGCCGGGCUAAAAUCAAGCUCUGGAUGCUGACUGGAGACAAGCGCGAGACUGCUGUGAACAUAGGACACUCUUGCAGAUUGAUCAAAGACUACUCGUCCAUCACAGUCCUUGAUCACGAGACCGGCGAGGUAAGCCAACGCAUUGCAGCUGCAACUGUCGACAUCAGCAAUGGCCACGUCGCCCAUUCGGUUGUGGUAAUAGACGGCCACACACUCUCUCAAAUCAAUUCCUCUGAAUCGGUCUACAAAUUGUUUAUUUCCUUGGCUAUCCUCGUCGACACGGUCAUCUGCUGCCGCGCUUCCCCUUCCCAGAAGGCCUCCCUUGUCAGCUCCAUCCGCCAUAAAGUCAACAACGCCAUCACGCUUGCAAUCGGUGACGGCGCUAACGACAUAGCCAUGAUCCAAGAAGCUCACGUCGGCAUCGGCAUCACAGGGAAAGAAGGUCUCCAAGCUGCUCGCACGUCUGACUACUCUAUUGCACAAUUCCGAUUCCUCACUAAGUUGCUCCUUGUUCACGGUCGAUGGAAUUACAUUCGUACAUGCAAGUAUACUCUCGGAACCUUCUGGAAGGAGAUGCUGUUUUACCUUACACAAGCCUUGUAUCAGCGCUAUGCAGGCUACACAGGCACCUCUCUCUAUGAGUCCUGGUCACUAUCACUGUUCAACACGCUCUUCACUUCACUCCCCGUUAUCUUCAUGGGAAUCUUUGAGCAGGAUCUUUCUGCUUCUACCCUCAUGGCGGUGCCCGAACUCUACCACUCUCUUGGCCAUCAUAAUGGUGGGUUUAAGAUCAAGAUCUACCUCGCCUGGGUCGCCAUGGCAGCCUCGCAAGCCGUCAUCGUUUUCUUCAUCAUGCUUGGCCUGUUCGGGCAAACGAUGUUCACGACUGACAACGGGCUUUACGCUAUGGGAGCGCUGACUUUCACGGCAUGUAUCUUAGUUAUUGCAACCAAGAUGCAAUUCUGGGAGUUGCAUAACAAGACAUAUACCUCUGCCAUUUCGAUGUUCAUCAGUGUCGGCGGCUGGUUCCUCUGGUUGAUCAUUCUCUCAACUACAUACCACAACAAUAUCAUCUAUGAUGUUAAGGAAGGUUUCCUAGAGAGAUUCGGCAGAAACGCGCUUUGGUGGCUGACGCUUAUACUGGUCUUGGCAGCAUGCUGGGUCCUGGAGAUUGGCGUAAAGGCAGCGCAGUGCUCGUGGCUUCCAAGUGAUGCCGACUGUUUCCGAGAAUUGGAGAAAGAUCCCGCCAUCAAGAAAAGAUUUGAAGAAGCUGCUUCAAUGGAGUCUACUCAUGCCAGAGGUAAUCAUCAUGCAGAUGCAAGUGGAGGUCUCCCACGUCAAAGGACGGCGGAAGAAGAUCGCCAACGGGAGGGCGAAGUACAAGAAAUGCUGGAUCGCCCAAGACAUUCAAGAGAUACAAGUGGUGCUGAGCCCGAAGUUGAGACUGUUCGUACACGGAGGAGACGGCAGCACUCGGAGCCUGAAGUCAAAGCGCAGGAGUACAAGGUCUCAUUCGCAGUGGAGGCGAAAGAAGAUGCGAGAGACGAGGAUGGUGAUGAUGAUGCUAAUGGAAAGGAUAAGCUGCCAAGAAGAAGUGCUGAUGUUUAG